Molecule: messenger RNA, 687 nt
Organism: Blumeria graminis f. sp. triticale
Lineage: Eukaryota; Fungi; Ascomycota; Leotiomycetes; Helotiales; Erysiphaceae
Source: the annotation of a GenBank genome assembly
AUGGAUCCAUACCACAAUGGCUACACCAGGCCCCCACCUAACUAUCAUUACCGUGAAGAUUUGACGCCAAACCAGCCUUGGAAUACUCGGGCAACGAUGAUGCCGAAAAAUUCCUAUGACUAUAGAACUGGCUUUGAGCAGCAUUCUCGCCGGUUACGACCUUGGGGCCUUCACAACGAAAGAACAGAGAGUUGGAACUAUGAAACAGAAUCAGCUAGACUUCAGCCGGAAGCCGAAUCGAAGGCACCAUUCUAUGUUGGGCCAGCUUACCACUAUAUUCAACCAGAGUAUUACCAUGGAUUCCGUCCUUAUGAUUAUGGAAAUUAUCCAUCGCAAAAUCAUAUCAGCCCUCACAGGGAUUUUUUAUCCCGGGCUCCUAAUACACAAAUUUCUUCUCCAGAAGCUCACUCUCGCGAAGGAACCGCUCUGAGAUCAUCAGUAAAAUCAUAUCAAGAUAUUCCUAGGCGUUCUGCCUCUCCAAUAUCUGCAAGAUUCUCGCGACGCCGACCUCGCAACUCGGAAGGCCGUGGAUCAACAGCUGCUGCAGCGACACGAAUGAGAAGAUACAUGCCAACUACAUCCAGAGUUGAGCGAGCCCGUCGACAAUCGCCUAUCGGGAGAACACAAUCCAAAUGGCACCGAGCAGUCCGUGCCUCCUCUAUAGAUUCGCGGCCAUCAUAUCGAUAA